AUGGAAAUGCAAGACCUAGCGAGUCCCCAUGCCUUGGUUGGAGGCAGUGAUACACCUGGGGGCUCCAAGCUGGAUAAAUCUAAUCUCAACAGUACUUCAGUCACAACAAAUGGUACAGGAGUCAAAACAGAGCCCUUGAACAGCAACGAAACCUCUACCACGACUGGAGAUGGAGCGCUUGACACUUUUACUGGGUCAGUAAUAACAAGCAGCGGCUACAGUCCCAGAUCAGCGCAUCAGUAUUCCCCACAACUGUAUCCUUCGAAUAAUGCUAUUUUUCUGAUAUUUAGGCCCUAUCCACACAUUCUUUCUACACCAGCAGCUCAAACAAUGUCGGCCUAUGCAAGCCAGACUCAGUAUUCGGGAAUGCAGCAGUCAGCCGUCUACACAGCCUACUCACAGACAGGACAACCCUACAGCCUGCCUGCUUAUGCCAUCAAGACAGAAGGUGGGCUUUCCCAAACUCAGUCUACAUUACAGAGUGGCUGCCUCAGUUACAGCCCUGGGUUUUCUACCCCACAGCCCGGCCAGACACCUUAUUCUUACCAAAUGCCAGGCUCCAGUUUUGCAUCAUCAUCUACUAUUUAUGCAAAUAAUUCCGUUACCAAUUCAACAAAUUUCAGUGGCUCACAACAGGAGUACACAUCCUACACAGCCUUUGGCCAAAACCAAUAUGCUCAGUAUUACCCAGCAUCCACCUACGGGGCAUAUAUGACAUCAAGCAACACAGUUGAUGGCACAUCAUCAUCAACCUCAACUUACCAGCUGCAGGAAUCUCUCCCAGGACUGACUAGCCAACCAGGUACAGAUCUUCACCCAGAAUUUGAUACGGUGCAGAGCCCUUCCACACCCAUCAAAGAUCUUGAUGACAGAACAUGUAGAAGUUCUGGGUCAAAAUCUCGAGGAAGAGGUCGGAAAAAUAACCCCUCCCCACCGCCGGACAGUGACCUGGAGCGUGUGUUUGUCUGGGACUUGGACGAAACCAUCAUAGUCUUCCACUCUCUCCUCACUGGAUCUUAUGCACAGAAAUAUGGCAAGGAUCCCCCAAUGGCUGUGACCCUCGGGCUCCGAAUGGAGGAAAUGAUCUUUAAUCUUGCUGAUACACAUUUGUUUUUUAAUGAUUUAGAGGAAUGUGAUCAAGUUCAUAUAGAUGAUGUUUCCUCAGAUGACAACGGUCAGGACUUAAGUACCUACAGUUUUGCAACUGAUGGCUUCCAUGCAGCUGCAAGUAGUGCGAACCUUUGUUUGCCAACAGGUGUGAGAGGAGGAGUGGACUGGAUGAGGAAGUUGGCUUUCCGUUACAGAAGAGUAAAGGAAUUAUAUAACACCUACAAGAACAAUGUCGGAGGACUCCUUGGCCCAGCCAAGAGGGAUGCGUGGCUGCAGUUAAGGGCAGAGAUUGAAGGCCUAACAGAUUCCUGGCUAACAAAUGCACUUAAGUCUUUAUCAAUUAUUAGUACUAGGAGUAACUGUGUAAAUGUCUUGGUAACGACAACGCAGCUGAUCCCUGCUCUGGCGAAGAUCCUGCUCUACAGCCUAGGAGGUGCUUUUCCCAUUGAGAACAUUUACAGUGCUACUAAAAUAGGAAAAGAAAGUUGCUUUGAACGAAUAAUGCAAAGGUUUGGCAGAAAAGUAGUGUAUGUUGUAAUUGGGGAUGGUGUAGAAGAAGAGCAGGCAGCAAAAAAGCACAACAUGCCCUUUUGGAGGAUAUCAAGCCACUCGGACCUCUUGGCUCUACAUCAAGCACUGGAAUUAGAGUAUUUGUAA
This is a messenger RNA of Cricetulus griseus (Chinese hamster), 1767 nucleotides long. Lineage: Eukaryota; Metazoa; Chordata; Mammalia; Rodentia; Cricetidae. The record is from RefSeq and is a predicted model, not a curated record.